CCCCAUAGUCAGGAUUUCAUCUAUUCUGACCCUAUAUACCCUAUUUGCUUGACCUCUGCGACUCUUUGAACCCGCCAACCGCAGAGAUCGAGUCAUUAUAGCCCCGGAACCCCUCCGAAGUAAUUCACGACCGACCUCUGCCCCUCAUGAUGCGCGUUUGCCCAACUGCGUCGCAUCACGGCCGAGGAGCUUUUGAGGAAGUUUCAUCUCCUUCGGAGUAACGACCUUAGUGCAUGGGAGACCGUGAAACUCGAUCGCGUCCGGAUCAACGCCAUCAUGGCCGCGGUCAUGGCGAAGCCCGCAGGGACGGCGACCAAGAUGAAGAAACCUCCUGCGCCUAUGGUCCAGACAAAUCUGAACGGUGUGAAGCCCACGGCGCCCUCUUCGUCCCCUUCCAGUGCGAGGAAGACUCUCCCUGGACAGAACGCGACGCCAACAUCUGCUACCAAUAACAACGCCGUGGCAAAUACCGUCGCGCGACCGAACCGACGAGUCCAGCGCCUGACGACGAGAAACAGCACGGCUGAUGGUGGAUCUUUGGAUAAACGGGCUUCUAAGAAAUACCCGGAGCCGCAUGUUCCCAAAGAAUCCCACAUCCUCCGCAAGUUCAAAGGUUGCGCGCCUUCUCUUAUCGUGCAUCUUCACCCUACGCAUUUUCGGUUCGAUCAGCAGGAUGGUAGUUUCAGCUACCACUCCGAGAUGCGUGUCUUUAUUGAACAUCUGGCCAGAGGCACGAUUCCACAUGAUAUGGUAGAAGAGUUUCGGAAGUCCGAGGUGAAAUACUACGAUGGCUGGCUCAUUGUCCGGGUGGUCGACCACAAGUCAGUUGCAAAGCAUGCUGCGGCUUCGGGAGGCGGUGCAGAUGACGAAAGACCAUUUUCCAUCCACAAUUACAACCAGUACAUUACUCCUUCGCCCUACGCACCAUACCCGCCGAAGGAACAAUCCGUUGCAAAGUCUCCUCCCCUAAAAAAUGAGCUGGCGGGGAGUGACGGCAAGGCGCUUCCCAGUUCCGACGAUACAAUCGAUGUUGUGCCAAAAUCAUCGAAACCGCAACCGAAGGUCUAUCACGUCGCAUUGCGGCCCACAAUCUUGUCCCGGCACAUGGAUCUAGUCAUUGAUGCCAUGACGCCAGAUCCGAAAUCACUGAAUCGGAAGCAAUCACAAGCAAACGUAAACAGCCGUGCGCCCGGAGCUGGGGCUCCGCAAACUCCGAUAUCAGCCAUCCCACCGACACCUUCGAGUGAAAAAGGCCCACCCUUCAAGAAGAUAAAGCUGAAGAUCGAUCCUAAGGAUAUGCUUGAAUAUGAAGGGAGAGUGGUCAAUGCGACGGCCCCUCCCUUGUAUCUAGAGCCUGUUGAGAGUCUGGACGAAGCGGAAACCCUUCUUGGCAUGCUGAAGGAUCCUCUUCACGACCAGCGACCACCAUCACCCAAGAGCCGGAAGCGGACAGUUGCUGAACUUGCGGCAGAUGAUGCGCAUGCGAAGGAGCAGGAACGAUUCAUGCUCAUUAUGGACGAGCGUACUGCGGGUACCAAUGGCGCCGCAAAUGCUGCUGGAGUGGAUGGUCAAGCGGCCGCGGCUCUCUUUCAACCUCGUUUCGAGAAAUUUAAUGCUCUUGAUAGUAUCAAGCGCGAGAUUGCCGAGCGUAAGCAGCGUGAGAAAGAACGGCAACUCCAAGAAGAUGAGAAUAGAAGAGGCCAGCAAGAACGGAUCCAAGAAGAGGAGAAGAAGCGAAUCAUGAUGCAACGUGCUCAGGAAGCCCGAAUGCUGCGAGCUCGUCAGCAAGAAAUGGCGGCGGCAAUGGCUGCCCAACAGGCUCAGCAGGCUCAGCAGCAGCAGCAACUACAGCAGCAAUUACAGCAGCAGGCCCAGCAACAGCAGGUCCAGCAAGUGGCUCAAAGGCCCCCCUCUCAACAGGUCAACGGCAUACCUCCGAACAUGCAGAACCAAAUUAUAGCCGGUCAACAGAGGGGCUCGCCCAUUAUCCGUCAAGGAACUCCACAUGCAGCGUCCUCACCUAUUGUCACAAGCGCUGCUCAAGGCGGCGUGCCCAUGGCGAUAUCUGGUUCACAGCAGGGGCACGGUUCUCCGCCAAGACCGGGAUCGGCUGUACAGCACGGACACCCCAGUGCACCUAUGACCCGGGCCCCCAGUACCCAAGGGCCAAGUCGAAAUGGUACUCCACAGAUACCACAUGGUACCCCUGCUCAAAGGAAUGCCACUCCAAUCAUGCGACAGAAUACUCCUGCACAGCCCGUUACACACGGCAGCCCUCAUGGGGCUACCCCACAAAUGGUAGCUGCUGGGAUGAUGCCGGGGAUGCCAGCGCAGAUGCCGAACGGUGUGCCCAGGCAGAUGAAUCCUGGACAACUAGCUGAGAUGCAACGCCGCCAUGCCCUGCAGCAACAGGCUGCCGCACAAGCCCAGCAAGUAGCGAUGCACCAGCAAAUGGUCAACGGAACUCCGCAAAUGUCCCCUGCUCAAGUGGCGCAUAUGCAGGCACAACAUCACGCACAGGUAGAUCGGCAGGCUGCAAUGGCUCGCCAAGCCGCUCAACAGCAGCAACAGCAGCAGCAGCAGCAGCAACAGCAAGGGACUCCACAAAGCGCACAUAUGUCCCCCAAUCCUGCCCAGAGUCAGAAGGCGUACAACCAAUCUGUUGCCGAGCAUGUCAAGGCCCAAAUGCAGAGCCUGCAGCAAGCGCAAAAUCACGGAUCGCCAGCGCCAAAUCAAAUGACUCCUCAACAGCAAGCGACUCAGCUAGCUCAUGCCCAACAACAGCAACGAAUGAUGCAAGCAGCCCAGGCCCAGGCCCAGGGACAGAUGAUGGGACAAGGUGCACCUCAUCCCCAACAACGACCACAGGUAGACCCCCAACUCAAACAGCUAUUCCAGCAGACUCUGCAGAGCUACACACAACGUUUCGCGCAGCAAGCCGCUCAAAAGUAUGGCGGGAACGUGCAAAUGCUUCAACCGCAGGAAAUGCAACAGGUACAGGUGCAAGCUCACAGGUACGCACAGGCAGCAAUCCAGAAGCGUCAGGCGGCCAUGAAUCAGAUGGCGCAAAUGCAACAAGCUCAAGCGCGACAACAAAUGGCACAACAGGGAGGGGGAAUGCAGAAUGCCAUGAUGAACAUGCAGAAUAUGCAGGGAGUGAAUCCGAACAUGGCGGCGAUGUUGCAACAACAACAGGCGCAACAUAUGCAGCAGAUGCAAAUGCAACAUGCGCAGCAGGUGAUGGCGGCACAACAACAGCAACACCAGCAACAACAGCAGCAGCAAAACAUGCAGUUCCAGCAGAGAUAGCUGGGUCUUCACCUUGGCCGAGGUUGAGGAUUGGAAGGCGUGGGCUGUGGGUGCUUUUACCUUACACUGUUCUUUAUGUCGAGUUCUCCUCUACUCCCCGGCUUCAAGUUCAAGGUUCUCGUGACUGGGUGGACGUUCUGGAUUUCUUCUAACCCGGCUGGGCGGAGUCUUGGACCGCGACAGGCGAUGCUUGAUUCUUGGCACUUUUCUUCACUCCUAUGGCGCCUCAAUUUCGACAACGGGUUGGGCGAGACGGGAGAAUUGCAUUCAAUUGUCCUCCGAAACAGGGGACUGGUGUUGAUGCACGGGGUUUCGUUUGCUGCUUGCCUCGUGCAGGGCUUUGGGUCGAUCUACGAUGUCCAUGAAAAGAAUGACUGCAAUUCUGGCUUGGGUGCAAUGAACGGGGUUCAAGUGACAUGCAGAUGGGGUCUUGAUUGCAUAAUGCGCUGCGAUGUGGUUGGGUUGUAUGAGGGGGCGAUACUGAUACCAAGAGAGUCUUCCAGGUCAAAAGUAUUUGCCUGGUUGUGUAUAUUGCUAAAUUAGUCGUUUGACAUACUGGCACCAGUAUCCAGAUCUAUUACAUCAAUACUAAAAUCCUUUUUUGUC
Molecule: messenger RNA, 3915 nt
Organism: Cladophialophora immunda
Lineage: Eukaryota; Fungi; Ascomycota; Eurotiomycetes; Chaetothyriales; Herpotrichiellaceae
Exons: 2
Coding region: 277-3309 (1010 amino acids)
Biological process (GO): regulation of transcription by RNA polymerase II
Cellular component (GO): SAGA complex
Molecular function (GO): transcription coregulator activity
Source: RefSeq, a predicted model, not a curated record